Limanda limanda (common dab) is the source of this 9139-nucleotide messenger RNA. Its product is annotated as neurogenic locus notch homolog protein 1-like. The coding region runs from base 176 to 7723 and encodes 2515 amino acids. Gene Ontology annotation, cellular component: plasma membrane; protein-containing complex. Gene Ontology annotation, molecular function: signaling receptor activity; Notch binding; calcium ion binding. The record is from RefSeq and is a predicted model, not a curated record. NCBI's taxonomy places the organism in Eukaryota, Metazoa, Chordata, Actinopteri, Pleuronectiformes, Pleuronectidae. The transcript has 34 exons. Gene Ontology annotation, biological process: multicellular organism development; regulation of developmental process; establishment or maintenance of epithelial cell apical/basal polarity.
ACAACAUCUCGAGCGUGACCCGGACGCUUCACUCUCUCUGCGGAUCCUCCGGAGGAUGAACUGAACCUUCACCGACUCCUUGAUAUUAUUUUUUUUCUGCCGCAGCGGGGAGACACUCUAUCGGAUCUAUGAAAAAAGCCACGUGGAUUAGUGACACCGUUGUAAACCAGAAGGAAUGUAUAUGUUCCUCGUCAAACUAACUCUCCUGCUGCCGCUGAUCGGACAAACACGAGGCCUGAGAUGCAGAGAGUCGUGUUCGAACCAGGGGAAAUGUGAACCGACUCCAGAUGGGAACGGAGAGUGCAAGUGCCGGGACGGAUACAUAGGAACCCGCUGCCAGUUUCCUGACCCGUGCGCCGCCUCGCCAUGCUCCAACGGCGGCGCGUGUCGUGCCUUCACCAGGGGGAGCACGGUGGACUUCACCUGCUCCUGCAGACCGGGCUACACCGACCGCCACUGCCAGACGCCCGUCCACAACGUGUGCAGCAGCUCGCCGUGUCGCAACGGAGGGAUCUGCGAGCUCGAGACUCUCACGACGUACAAGUGCCGCUGCCCGCCUGGAUGGUCAGGUAAACUCUGCCAACAAGCCGACCCCUGCGCCUCGAACCCGUGUGCCAACAGCGGCCAGUGCUCCACCAUCGAGUCCCACUACGUCUGCACCUGCACGCCGUUCUUCUCCGGGAAGACCUGCAAACAGGACGUCAACGAGUGCGAUGCAUCCCCGUCGCCCUGCAGGAACGGCGGCGUGUGCAUCAACGAGGUCGGCGGCUACAGAUGCCAGUGUCCGCAGGAGUACAUGGGCCGGCACUGCGAGAGCCGCUACCUGCCGUGCAGCCCGUCGCCCUGCCACAACGGAGGCACCUGCAUCCAGAAGGGAGAGACCAGCUACGAGUGCUCCUGCGUGCCAGGUUUUAAUGGGAAAAACUGCAGCUACAACAUCGACGACUGCCCCAACCACAGGUGUGACAACGGAGGGACGUGUGUGGACGGAGUCAACACCUACAACUGCCAGUGUAAACCGGAAUUCACAGGUCAGCUGUGCACCGAUGACGUUGACGAGUGCCAGCUCAUGCCCAACGCCUGCCAAAACGGCGGCACGUGCCACAACAUCCACGGCAGCUACCAGUGUGUGUGUGUGAACGGCUGGACCGGGGACGACUGCAGCGAGAACAUCGACGACUGUGCCAGCGCCGCCUGCCACUCCGGCUCCACCUGCCACGACCGCGUAGCGUCUUUUUUAUGUGAAUGCCUGCCUGGCCGCACAGGUUUGCUGUGCCAGCUGGACGACGCCUGCAUCAGCAACCCGUGUCAGAAGGGCUCCAACUGCGACACCAACCCCGUCAAUGGAAACCAUUUCUGCACCUGCCCCUCGGGAUACUUCGGUGCUUCCUGCGACCAGGACGACAACGAGUGUGCUCUGGGCUCCAACCCGUGUGAGCACGCGGGGAAGUGCAUCAACACCAAGGGCUCGUUCGAGUGCAAGUGCCAGCACGGCUACAUGGGGCCGCGGUGCGAGCUGGACAUCAACGAGUGCAUGUCCAACCCGUGCAUGAACGAGGCCACGUGCCUGGACCAGAUCGGAGACUUCCACUGCAUCUGCAUGCCAGGCUACGCGGGGAACUUCUGCGAGAUCGAUUCGGACGAGUGCUCCAAUGCUCCCUGCCUGAACAACGGCAAGUGUAUCGACAAGAUCAACUCCUUCGACUGCCAGUGCCCCACAGGCUUCGCUGGGAACCUCUGCCAGAUCGACAUCGACGAGUGUGCCAGCACGCCAUGCAAAAAUGGCGCCAAGUGCACAGACGGGCCCAACAAGUACACCUGCGAGUGCACUGAAGGUUACUCCGGGAGACACUGUGAGACGGACAUCGACGAGUGCCACUCGAACCCCUGCCACUACGGCAGCUGCGUGGACGGCCUGGCCUCCUUCAGCUGCAACUGCAGACCUGGAUACACGGGCCGGCUGUGCGAGACCAACAUCAACGAGUGCCUGAGCCAGCCGUGCAGGAACGGAGGCACCUGCCAGGACCAGGAGAACUCCUACAUCUGCAGCUGCCCCAAGGGAACCACAGGAAUCAACUGCGAAAUCAACAUCGACGACUGCAAGAGCAACCCCUGUGACUACGGGACCUGCAUCGACAAGAUCAACGGCUACGAGUGUGCAUGUGAGCCGGGCUACAGCGGCACCAUGUGUAACAUCAACAUCGACGAGUGCGCCAUCAACCCCUGCCACAACGGCGGCACCUGCAUCGACGGCAUCAACGGCUUCAUCUGCGUGUGUCCGGACGGUUACCAUGACACCACCUGCUUCUCCCAAGUCAACGAGUGCCUCAGCAACCCGUGCAUCCACGGCCACUGCGACGACAAGAUCAACGGCUAUAAGUGUCUGUGUGAUCCUGGCUGGAGCGGCAAGAACUGUGACAUCAACAACAACGAGUGUGAAUCCAACCCGUGCAUGAAUGGAGGCACCUGCAAGGACAUGACCAGCGGAUACGUGUGCACCUGUCGCGUGGGCUUCACCGGACCCAACUGCCAGACCAACAUCAACGAGUGCGCCUCCAACCCCUGCCUCAACCAGGGGACGUGCAUCGACGACGUGGCCGGCUACAAGUGCAACUGUGUCCUGCCUUACACGGGAGAGAACUGUGAAACCCUGAUGGCGCCCUGCGGCUCCAAGCCCUGCAAGCAUGGAGGGAUGUGCCAGGAGUCCGAGGACUAUCAGAGCUUCUCAUGUGUCUGUCCUGAAGGAUGGCAAGGACAAACCUGUGAGGUGGACAUCAAGGAGUGUGUGAAGAAUCCCUGCCUCAAUGGAGCGACCUGCCUGAACACUCCGGGCAGUUACCGCUGUGGCUGCAAACCGGGCUUCACCGGACGCAACUGUGAAACCAACGUUAACGACUGCACACCCAACCCCUGCAGCAACGGAGGCAUCUGCAAGGACGAGGUGGACGGCUUCCUGUGCACCUGCCUGCCCGGCUUCAGGGGCACGAAGUGCGAGGAGGACAUCAACGAGUGCGAGAGCAACCCGUGCAAGAACGGCGCCAACUGCACCGACUGCGUGAACAGCUACACGUGCACCUGCCCGGCCGGCUUCAGCGGGAUCCACUGUGAAAACAACACCCCCGACUGCACGGAGAGCUCCUGCUUCAACGGCGGCACCUGCAUGGACGGCAUCAACACCUUCACGUGUCUGUGCCCGCCCGGCUUCAUCGGCAGCUACUGCCAGCACGACAUCAACGAGUGCGACUCCAAACCGUGUCUGAACGGCGGCACCUGCCAGGACAGCUACGGCACCUACAAGUGCACCUGCCCUCACGGUUACACCGGACUCAACUGUCAGAACUUGGUUCGCUGGUGCGACUUGUCCCCCUGUAAGAACGGAGGAACCUGCUGGCAGCGGGUCACCACCUACAGCUGCGAGUGUGAGACCGGCUGGACGGGUCUUUACUGUGACGUCCCCAGUGUUUCCUGCGAGGUGGCAGCCAAACAGAGAGGAGUCGAUGUCGCCCAUCUGUGUCGUAACUCGGGCCAGUGUCUGGACGCAGGAAACGUUCACUACUGCCACUGUCAGGUGGGCUACACCGGGAGCUACUGUGAGGAGCAGGUGGACGAGUGCACGCCCAACCCCUGCCAGAACGGAGCCGUCUGCACCGACUUCUUGGGCGGAUACACCUGCAAGUGCCUGCCAGGCUACGUGGGGACCAACUGCUCCGACGAGAUCAAUGAGUGCUUCUCCCAGCCGUGCCAGAACGGGGGCACCUGCAUUGACCUGAUCAAUACCUACAAAUGCUCCUGUCCCCGAGGAACCCAAGGCGUGCACUGUGAGAUCAACAUGGACGACUGCAACCCGUUCACCGACCCCGUCACCAAGGAGCCCAAGUGCUUCAACAAAGGCAAGUGUGUGGACCGGGUCGGGGGCUACCACUGCAUCUGCUCCCUGGGCUACGUGGGGGAGCGCUGCGAGGGGGACGUCAACGAGUGUCUGUCCAACCCGUGUGACCCGCGGGGGACGCACAGCUGCAUCCAGCUCACCAACAACUACCGCUGUGACUGUCGCACCGGAUACACGGGUCAGCGCUGCGACACUGUGUUCGAUGGCUGUAAGGGGAAACCCUGUCGUAACGGAGGGACCUGCGCUGUCGCCAGUAACACGCCACACGGCUUCAUCUGCAAAUGUCCUCCUGGCUUCACUGGCUCCACGUGCGAGUACGACGCCCAGGCCUGCGGCAGCCUUCACUGUCGCAACGGAGGCACCUGCAUCUCCGGCCACAACAGCCCCAAGUGUCUGUGCACCCCGACGUUCACCGGGCCCGAGUGCCAGUAUCCCACCGACAGCCCCUGUAACUCCAACCCCUGCUACAACGGCGGCACGUGCGAGUACACUUCCGAGGCGCCGUACUACCACUGCGUCUGCCCCACGGACUUCAACGGCCUCCGCUGCCACAUCCUGGAUUACAGCUUCCCGGGCGGGUUCGGCCACGACAUCCCGCCGCCGUCGGAGGUGGAGGUGGAGUGCGGGAUCCCGCAGUGCAAGGAGCACAAGCACAACAACUUCUGCGACGUGCUCUGCAACAACCACGAGUGCGGCUGGGACAACGGCGACUGUUCGCUGAACUUCAACGACCCGUGGAAGAACUGCUCGGCCGCGCUGCAGUGCUGGCGCUACUUCAACAACGGGGUGUGCGACUCGCAGUGCGAUAACGCCGGCUGCCUGUACGACGGGUUCGACUGCCAGAAUCUGGAAGGUCAAUGCAACCCUCUGUAUGACCAGUACUGUAAGGACCACUAUGCCGACGGCCACUGUGACCAGGGCUGCAACAACGCUGAGUGUGAGUGGGACGGCCUGGACUGCGCCAACAACAUGCCGGAGAAGCUGGCGGUGGGCCAGCUGGUGGUGGUGGUCCACAUCGCGCCCGAGCUGCUCCUCAGCAACUCCUCCGCCUUCCUGCGCGAGCUGAGCCGCGUGCUCCGGACCAACGUGGUGCUCAGGAAGGACGGCAAGGGCGAGGUGAUGGUGUAUCCGUACUACGGGAACGAACACGAGCUGAGGAAGUACAACGUGAAGCGCUCGGUGGACUCGUGGUCCGAGGCUCCAGCCAAGGUGCUGGACGUGGUGAAGAGGAGCCUGUACCAUGCUGCAGGAGGGAGCAGGAGGAGGAGGAGGGAGCUGGAUCACCUACAGAUUAAAGGCUCCAUCGUGCACCUGGAGGUGGAUAACCGUCAGUGCUUCCAGCAGUCCAGCGAGUGCUUCCAGAGCACCAACGAUGCUGCAGCCUUCCUCGGGGCUCUGGCCUCCAGCGGGAAACUGGACGUCCCCUACACCAUCGAGGCUGUUUACAGCGACUUGGACCAAAAGUUCUCACCGAACCUCUACCCCAUCUACCUGGUCCUGGGCGGCGUCGGGAUACUGGCCUUCCUCGGAGUCGGGAUGGUGGCUGCCCGAAAGCGGCGCCAUGAGCACGGGCGCCUCUGGCUCCCCGAGGGCUUCAAGACCACAGAGACCAGCAAGAAGAAGAGACGUGAGCCUGUCGGAGAGGAUUCAGUGGGAUUAAAGCCACUGAAAAACACUUCGGACAUUUCGCUCAUGGAUGACGCCCAGACGGACUGGGGCGAGGACGAGCCCUCGGAUCCAAAGCGCUUCAGGCAGUUUGACGAGCAGGCGAUCCUGGAGGUGGACGACCAGACGGACCACCGCCAGUGGACCCAGCAGCACCUGGACGCCGCUGACCUGCGCGUCCCCUCCAUCGCUCCCACACCCCCUCAGGGCGAGAUCGAGAACGACUGCAUGGACGUCAAUGUCCGGGGACCAGAUGGAUUCACGCCUCUGAUGAUCGCCUCCUGCAGCGGGGGAGGUUUAGAAACCGGCAACAGCGAGGAAGAGGAGGAUGCCUCCGCCAACGUGAUCAACGACUUCAUCUACCAAGGUGCUGCCCUCCACAAUCAGACCGACCGUACGGGGGAGACCGCUCUUCACCUGGCCGCCCGCUACGCCCGGUCCGACGCCGCGAAGCGCCUCCUGGAGGCCAGCGCCGACGCCAACAUCCAGGACAAUAUGGGCAGGACACCUUUGCACGCUGCUGUGGCUGCUGAUGCCCAGGGGGUUUUCCAGAUUCUGAUAAGGAACCGCGCCACAGACUUGGAUUCCCGUAUGCACGACGGUACCACCCCCCUGAUCUUGGCGGCCCGGCUGGCGGUGGAGGGUAUGGUGGAGGAGCUCAUCAACUGCCACGCUGACGUCAAUGCAAUCGAUGAUUUCGGUAAAUCCGCUCUACACUGGGCUGCAGCUGUAAAUAACAUUGAGGCUGCUAUUGUGCUUCUUAAAAACGGUGCCAACAAGGACAUGCAGAACAACAAGGAGGAAACACCUCUGUUCCUGGCUGCCAGGGAGGGAAGCUUCGAGACCGCCAAGGUCUUACUGGACCACUUUGCCAACAGGGAAAUAACUGACCACAUGGACCGGCUGCCCAGAGACAUUGCACAGGAGAGAAUGCACCACGACAUUGUGCAUCUGAUGGACGAGUACAACCUGGUACGAAGUCCUCCCAUGCAUGUCGGGUCUCUCAGCACCACCUUGUCGCCCCCUCUUUGCUCGCCCAACGGUUACCUGGGCGGCAUGAAGCAGCCACAGUCUCAUGGUCAAGGCAAGAAGGCUCGCAAGCCCAGCACCAAGGGCAUCGGCUGCAAGGACGGCAAAGACAUGAAGGCGAAGAAGAAGAUUUCCCAGGAUGGAAAGUCCGGGAACCUCCUGGACAGCUCGGCUGUUCUGUCACCCGUUGACUCGUUGGAGUCUCCUCACGGUUACGUGUCUGACGUGGCCUCGCCGCCCAUGAUGACAUCACCUUUCCAGCAGUCGCCAUCUGUAUCCCUGAACCACCUGCAGGGUAUGUCUGACCCUCACCUGCCUGUAAACCACAUGGUGAUGCCAAACAAGCAGGAGCUGGCUCGCAUGCAGUUUGACCCGCUUCCUCCACGUCUCACCCAUCUGCCCGUGUCUGGCUCCGGUGGCCAGGGCGCCAUGAACGGCCAGUGUGAUUGGCUGUCCAGGAUGCAUGGCACCAUGAGCCAGCAAGGCCAGUUCAACCCUAUGCGGGGAGGUCCUCACCAGGGAGGCCAACAUGGGAUGAUGACCGCCCUCCACAACGGCCACACCGCCACCAGCCUGUCUCAGAUGAUGAGCUACCAGGGGAUCCAGGGCACCAGACUGGCUCCGCAGCCCCUCAUCAUGCAGCAGCAGGCUCAGCAGAUGCAGCAGAUGCAGAACCUGCAGCAGCUCCAGCAGCAGCAACAACAACAACAACAGCAGCAGCAGCAGCAGAACAUCCAGCUGCAGCAUCAAAACUCAAACAGCGCCAACAGCCAGAGCUUCAUCAGUGGUGAGCUGAGUUCUCCGGAGCUCCAGCAGGGCACCGGCAGCUCCAGCAUGCCCAUCCACACCAUCCUGCCACAGGAGACCCAGAUCAUGCCCUCCGCCAUCAACCAGUCAAUGGCCAGCACCCAGUUCCUCACCCCACCCUCCCAGCACAGUUAUUCAGGGCCCAUGGACAACACCCCAAACCAUCAGGUCCAGGUGCCGGACCACCCCUUUCUAACGCCCUCCCCCGGCUCCCCUGAUCAGUGGUCCAGUUCCUCACCUCAUUCCAACCUGUCCGACUGGUCCGAGGGCAUCUCGAGUCCACCGACGAGCAUGCAGUCUCAGAUUGGACAUAUACCCGAACAGUUCAAAUAAAGAGCAUGCGUCUUUCUGCCCAGAAGAGCUGCUCUCUAUUUUUUUUUACAAAAAAAGGCACUCUGUGAAACAAAAAUGAGAAAAAGGGCAAAGUUGUAAACAAGAUUUGAUAGGACUUUUUUUUAUAUGCUUUCCUACUAACAGCAACACCUGCUUUUCAUCCAUUAUUUUUAUUUAUUAAUGUCUUGUUUUAUUUAUACACAUUGCCUGCUUACAGAAAUUUCGGGGAUCCAUGGUGUUGGGUUUGUACGCAGGACAGAGACGAUCUUUUAGAGACUCUUUUCUUGUAGUGCUUUUUUUUCUGCAGUGAAGUCGCAGCAUACACACUGGGUAUUUAUUUCCUCGAGGACUUUUAGUCUUUGCCUUUUUUUUCACAUGAUUUCUCAGUCUUUGUUUAUAUUGAUAUUUUUUUUUGUAUAAUCUUGUUUAUAAAGAAAAUUGUGAUUAAGGGGCAUUUUAUAGAGCACAUUUUAUGUUUCAGUGUUAUUUCAAUUCGUGGUUAAAUGUGGGAAAUCGUCUAGUAAGCAGGUGGAGAAAGAUAGCGGAGGAUAUGUCCUGUGUUUCAUGCGCAAGUCCUUUUCCCCUUUUAAAAUAUUAUGUGAUUCUUAGUUACACUCUAGAGUUGUGUACAUUUCCAGAAUCGGUGGAACAGCGUUGCGUUGUGCCUCUAGAUUUGAUUGCAUUCAUACGUAGAGAUGUGGUGGAGUUGUGAAACGGUGUACAGUAUACAGCCAUCUUGGAGAUUGGCGGUUAAGACAGGCUUGAGUAUCUGCUGGUCCUGUGGUGUUGGAGAACUGGCCGGUUGGCCACAGUGUAUGUUGAUGUCCAGAGGGAGAAGGAAACUUCAUUUUCCCCCGUCCCUCCGAUUAGUUUGAGCCUAUGGCUGUGUUCAUCCUUUUGUAAAUAUGUUCCCGUGUAAGCAAGAUUUUGUUUAAGAAAUCUGAUGUCUUAAGCAUGCAAUUUUGAUCGGUCUCGCACCAGUCAACAGCCUCUAAAAUAUCAAACAGAACAGAAUAUAUAUAUAUUUUGUAUUUUACUGUCCCUUAUGCAUAAAUAAAUUGGAAUUAUAUACAAAUAGAUACAAUAUAUUGUUAGGCGACAUUUUUCUCAUAAAAAAGAAAAAAACAUAAUAAAUAUUGAGGUUUUAUAAACUGAUAUUUAUUUACUGUUCUGUAACACAAAAAUCCACUGAGGCAUCCAUCUGUGUAUGUUAUGAAAUGUUUUUGUUACACUUCAGUAAAAUGGGGAAAAGAAAGUUUGUUGGAUAAGUUCUCAGUUGUGUUCUCGAGUAUCAUUUGGAAAUUGUUCUGAUUUAAACAAAAAAAACAUAUGGUUGUAGUGAAAUUGUAAUAUCUGCAAUAUGUUUCCUUCCUCUCAAAGUUAUGAUUUGCAAGAAAUGUAUUUUAUCUUUUCAUU